GAGCUGCUCUACCAUUUUGUAUCGCUGUUGUCUCGGUUAAGAAGCUUUACGUCGUUGGAGUAGAAGCAACUAUAGUCAUGUUCACUUUAUUUUAAAUUUCCUCAUGCGUUUGAAAUGAAUUAACGUUUGUUUUCUCUGUUUAGGGAGUAGUAUUCUAGGUCGACUGACGUUUUUUUUUUGUAAAUAACAGGACCAGGUUGACUCCGAGUUGGACUUACGGUAGAGGAGCUAACAGGCCAGCUAGUUUUCUUUAGCCUGUUAGCUAACCGUCCUGGGCCUUAGCGUUCCCUAGCCUGAAAACAGUGAAAUGGCGGCCAACACGGCACAAGCAACUCCUACAACAAACUGGCCUUAUGGCUCUUCUGGAGAUGGCAAUGCUCAUGAAAAUCCAGAGUGGGAGAAAGCAAGGCAGGCGCUUGCAAGCAUCAAUAAAAAUCAGACUUCAAAGACUACACAAGAUAACAGGGCCACAGCAGAGUCUGGUCAAUUUCAGCCAGCGGUAACGGACUCUGCAGCCAUGCAGCAGCAGCAGUACUAUUCAUGGUACCAGCAAACUCAGCAGCAUUAUCCUGGUUACAGCUAUCCAUACAACUACUACUACCCCACGGGACCUUAUGGAGCUGCAUAUCCACCAAAUCAGUAUGGUGUACCUCCAGGGCCAUACCCAGGAACUCCCACUUCCAGCCAGCCUCCCCCAGUACCUGGAAUGGAAGAUCAGACCCCCAGCUACACUUCUCAACCACAGCCUCCCCCACCUGCUACUCCACAGCCACCCCAGAGCCCAACCAUCGCUGACAAACCCCCUCCUCCCCCACCUCCAUCUAUUCCUCCUCCACCCAAUUCCCAGUACCCCCCACCUGCUUCACAAAAUUCUUACAGUGCCAACACUACCAUGACAUACUCAACCACUGACCCUAACCAAAUGCAAGCCUACAAUCAUUCUCAGGGAAGGCCAAACUACAACCAGAAUUUCCAAGUCCAGAACAACUACCAGCCCACUCAGAAUAACUCCCAGCAACAACAGCUACAGAAUCAGUACGCACCAGGGCUGGGCAGAGGCGAGGCUAACAAAAACCAGAAACAAGGGCAACAGCUGUGGCACCGCAUGAAACAGGCACCAGGGACUUCUGUAAAGUUUAAUAUUCCCAAGAGGCCCUACCAGGUUCAGUGUCCUCCAGUUUCCAACCAGACUUUCCAACCAGGCGAGCAGAAUCAGACACCUUCCUCUCCAGGUACUCCCAGUGCUGCUCCUGGAGGUGCUCAAACACGGCCCCAGGAUUGGCCCCAAGCCAUGAAGGAAUAUGUGCAGCGCUGUUUUACAGCCUGUGAGACGGAGGAAGACAAAGAUCGUACAGAGAAGGUGCUUAAGGAAGUUCUACAGGAAAGGCUAAAGGAUGGUUCUGCCUACACCAUUGAUUGGACUCGUGAGCCAUUACCAGAAUUAAAGGUGAAGCAGUCUCGUUGGGAAACUGUUCCUCUCCAGAGAACAUCAGAUAAUUCAUUUAGUCGUGGUGGAAGUACCACAGCUGCUGCUUCAAGAGGCAGGGGUAUUGGGCACAGACUGGGCCACUACAGGAAUGUUUUCUCUCAGAGGAGCCAAUCCUCUAGUUCAUCACGAUCAUCAUCACGCUCACCAUCACCGUCGCACAGCCGACACAGAGACCGCAGCAACCAAAGGCACAGGCGCAGUGAUUCUGGCUCUCAGUCAGACAGCAGCAUCUCCAGUGACCUGCAGCCUCAGCUGUCAAGACGAGGUCAGAAAGGAGGACGUGGUCGUGGCAGUGAUAGAGACAGGGGACGUGGGGGAGGACGAGGAAGAGGAGGCAAAGCCAGCAGAGGACGGCGAAACCUGGAUGAUCCAAAUGCAACUGUUGGAAAGAAAAGGAAAGGAGGCAAUGCUGGGUUAGAUUUUCAUGACCCUAACAGGGAAGCAAAGAAGCAAAGCAGAGCAGCUCGUUUCCACAAACAGCUUCGCUCAGAGCCGCUGGUUCUGUCCAUCGGUGCUCUGGACCUACCUGAUGGAAGUCAGGAGAGCCUUAGCUGGGAGGACUGUCCCAUUGUGGGGUCCUGUCAGGACAUCACAAAGUCCUAUCUGAGGCUCACCUGCGCCCCCGACCCUUCUACUGUGCGCCCCGUACAGGUGCUCAGAAAAUCUCUGCAGGCUGUAAAGGCCCACUGGAAAACCCACCAGGACUACGCCUAUGCAUGUGAGCAGAUGAAGUCCAUACGUCAGGACCUCACGGUCCAAGGAGUUCGUACUGACUUCACAGUGGAAGUGUACGAGUGUCACGCACGUAUUGCCCUGGAAAAAGGUGACCAUGAGGAGUUCAACCAGUGCCAGACGCAGCUGAAGGCUCUCUACAAGGACAACCCUUCAGAAAAUAUUGGAGAAUUCACAGCUUAUAGAUUGCUGUAUUACAUUUUUACUAAAAACUCUGGAGAUCUGACCACUGAAUUGGCUUAUUUGACCCCAGCGCUGCGGGAAGAUGCGUGUGUGGCUCACGCUCUCUCACUCCGCGCUGCCUGGGCGUUGGGAAACUAUUAUCGUUUCUUUAAGCUCUACCAGGAAGCCCCGCGCAUGGCUUCAUAUCUCAUUGACAAGUUUGUAGAAAGAGAACGAAAGGUUGCUCUUCGGGCCAUAGUCAAAACAUUCAGGCCUGAUCUGCCAGUGCAAUAUGUGCAGAAAGCUCUGGGUUUCUCCUGUUUAGACUCGUGUAUGACCUUUUUAACUAGUCUAGGUGUCACCUUCACCCCCUCUGACCCAGAGAAAAUAGACUGCAAAACCAGCACAGUCCUUUUAGCUGCUUCCUGAGUCGACUGGGUGGGCGGGAUGAAGGGAGAAUCCUAGUGGCGUCGCAGAUCCUUGAUCAUUCAAUGCACCUCAGACACCCCACAGUCGAGGCAGGCAACACCUAUAAGACCCACGUCUGUUAGUACAUUCUGUAAUCUGACCUACAGAAGUAUCUGAUUUAAGAACAGAGGAGAACAUCUGCACACAUUACAUUUGAUCCAUCUCACUGAGCUUCUGAUGUGCACAAAGAGCAGGGGUAGAAUAGGUUUGGGAUUAUGAAAUCUCAGUUCCAAGGAGUCAGAACCAGAUCAGGGAGGUUCCUUUCCCCUUCCCCCAAAACAGAUGCUAGCGUUAACAGUGUUCUGUUAUGUUUCUUUCCUUCUUCAAGUCAGCAGCCUGAAGAUUCAAGUCUCGUCAGUCGAAAGGAAAGUCUAACAGCUCCUCGUCAAGUCUGUCUGCCGACUCUUCACUUUUUGGAGUAGAGUAUAGAGAAUUGCAUCACUUUCCUCUUAAAGACUGUGAGAAGAUGCCAGGAGUUUGAAAGAAGAGGUGGUGGUUUGUAUGGACUGGAACCUAAAGUCUCAUUCCUCGUGUAGCUGUAUUCAUUUACUCAUCAGAUAGAAUCGGGCUCUCCGGCACUGGAAGAAUUCUCAACGUGGUGGAGAUUGACUGUUUUUCAAAAGUUUACCAGGAGUCUGGAGCUUCGCCCUCUAGAACAACGUAGUUCAUUUCUGCUGCCGUCAGCCUCAGGUAGAGGUUCCUGCCAGCAGCUGGAGUCCUUUCUGCUUCCUUACGGACCCUAGCUGCUGUUCCUUGAAACGGAAGCUGCAAAUCCUGCAUGGAGAGAAAACGUGCUUCAUCAGGGAGGAGUACCAACUGGUUUGUAUGCUACGUCUGCCACCGUCUGGUAAGAAAAAGACUUUUGGGAGAAGAGAUGGAUGAUGGCGUGACGAGAGAUGGCACCUACAUUUCUUCUGUUACAUGUUGUUUGAUGUGCGUUUUUUUUUUUCCCCCUCAUUUGGCUUUUAUUUUUUUACUUUGAGACAAAGAUAAUGGCUUUUCUGGUUGAAAACGGCAAAAAUAAUUCUGGAUCUGAAAACAGGGUUUAAAUAAAAUGUACAGUUCAAAUAUAUAUAUUUUUCAUGGCAAUUUGACAAUAUUCUAAAAAGCCCAAGUUAAGUUUCCUGAUUAUUGUAUUUUAAUUGCAAAGGUGCACUCAAGUCAGUUCAGAAAGUAUUUCAAUCAAAAAGUUACAGACUGAUAUGAACUGUAGUAUAAUUAAAAAUAUAUGUAAAUUGAGAGUAGAUUGUGGCUUUUAUCAGUUUUACUUGCAGCCAUGAAAUCUGUAAAAGCUAUUUGAAGUAUAGAAACUUGAUUCUAAAGAGGAAAAACUUCCUAAUUGGCCGUCAAGCUUUCUGAGAUCUGAUCGCAGAUGUUUACUGCUGGUUGUGUGUAGACGUCAGGAUGACAACCCUCAUCCAAAUGUUCUCAACGUGUGCUGCCUGUGGAAGUAUCCUCUCAAACCUUUGUGCUCAUAUUAAAAGCAAAGGGUCCCCAGGCGUUGGCAGGUUUACUAAAUAGUAUUUUUUGCAGUUGCAGAAAUUAAGUUUGUAUUUAAGACAUUUGGAGCAACUGUUCACUUUAAAAAAAAUCCUGUAAAUGAUGUAUCAUAGUAGUUUUUUGGGUGCGUAGCUUUUUUUGAAUGGGUAAGUGAGGAUUUCUUUCUAGAUUUUUCCAACUCAUUAAUGUGAAUCAGAUGCAGUUUGAUGUGACCACAGCUCAGGCUGUCGCAUCAAUUUUUAGUGAGACGUCAAACUCGGAUGUUGUGAUCUUGGGGGGUAACGAUGUAAAUAAAUGUCUGUGUGUCACUUGGUCCACCAUGUGGGGUAAACGCAUCAAAAUGGUGUCGAAUCUACAAACUGCUUCUUGUAUUCUCAGAUCAGGAAGUUGUCAAAUUGUUCCUCUUUAAGCAUUUGAACAUUUUGUCUUGAAAUGAUUUCAACAUGUCCUCUCUUUCCCUCCCCUCUUCAUUUUACCCUGUCCUCCGCUGCUCCCCAAACCUCCCCCCUCCCCAAACCUCCCCCCUGAGCAUCUUCACCACGCCUCGAUCUUCAGCUCAUUGCACUGCUGCACUGCAGGAGCACUCGGAGUGAAAAGUGGGUGCACCUCCUCCCCGAUGGCUGCCGGAGAGGCUGACCUGUGAGCGAGCCUCACGCUGAAGUCUCAGCUGGUCAAACACGGGAGUUCCGCAGAAUGAAACGUGUAACCAUGGUCGUUUGCUGCUGCAUCAAAUAUUCAACGUGUGCUCGCUGAUCCACCGUUUUCUGAUGGUUUCUGUUUGUCCAGGCGCAUUUUCUCUGUAACGUUUCAGACCGCAUCAGGCUUUUAUUUAGUUAAAACUUUUUUUUUUUUUUUUUGUUUUUUUCAUUUGUUAGAAAACAUCUUGUUUGACAGAAUUCUGCAGUGGGAAAAUAAUUCCUCAUUUUGAAAAAGUGUCUGGACAUCCAGAACAAAGUCCUCUAUUCGGUCAAUUCAAGUAUUCAGUGUUUAGGUUGGAUUGUAACGAGUUUAACUUCUGAUACACGAUCUUUAUUCAUGGUCAAAUAGUGUAUUUGUGCACUCUUACACCCAGAAAAGUUUCUGUUGUUUUGUUUUUCUUUUCUUAAUGGAGAAUUCACCCAUAGAAAACUAACCACUCGAUGAUUUUUUUCCUCCAGUGCCCGACAGGUUCCUGUAUUUUUAUUUUUUGUUUGCUCCCGUGUAACUGUACUUCAUUAGUCUGUGUACUCUCCCCUCGAUACUUGACACUGAACGAUUUUCCAUUUUUCUCCCUUGUUUUUUUUUUUCCUGCCAUUUUUAUCACUUGUUUGGACCAGUUCUUUGUUCUCACUUUCUCUUAUUCCCUUCUUC
Molecule: messenger RNA, 5701 nt
Organism: Nematolebias whitei (Rio pearlfish)
Lineage: Eukaryota; Metazoa; Chordata; Actinopteri; Cyprinodontiformes; Rivulidae
Gene: leng8
Product: leukocyte receptor cluster (LRC) member 8
Exons: 15
Coding region: 308-2812 (834 amino acids)
Cellular component (GO): nucleus
Source: RefSeq, a predicted model, not a curated record